This is a messenger RNA of Phacochoerus africanus (Common warthog), 1242 nucleotides long. Its product is annotated as alpha-1,3-mannosyl-glycoprotein 4-beta-N-acetylglucosaminyltransferase-like protein MGAT4E. Lineage: Eukaryota; Metazoa; Chordata; Mammalia; Artiodactyla; Suidae. Gene Ontology annotation, biological process: protein N-linked glycosylation. The record is from RefSeq and is a predicted model, not a curated record. Gene Ontology annotation, molecular function: acetylglucosaminyltransferase activity.
AUGGGCACCCCCGGCUGGCCAGCCUGGCACACUGACGGCACCCUGCCUGCCUCCCCAGCCUGGCUGACGGUGGGCAUCUCCUCGAGGUCCUGGCUGGACCGCAGCAGCCUCUUGUCCACACUGCUGUCCCUGUUCCGAGCCACCUCGAAGGCGGAGCAGAAGCACCUCACGGUGCUGGUCCACCUGGCGGACCUGAACCUCCCCGAGCUCAGAGAGACAGUCUUCCACCUUUCAAGCCUCUUCAGCCCCCAGCUCCUGGCGGGGCAGCUGCUGCUGAUCCACGCACCACCCGAUGCCUACCCCGAGGAGGUGAGCAUCAGGGGCCCGGCCUGGCACCCAGACAAUGUGUUCUCCAGGCAGAACUUGGAGCACGCCUACCUCGUGAGCUCCGCUGCCAGGCUCUCGGAAUACUUCCUGCUGCUGGAGGACAACGCCUUCUGUGCCCCCAGCUUCCUCAGCCACAUUCAGUGGAAGGUGGACACCAUGAAGCCUGAGCCCUGGGUGCUCCUGGAAUUCUCCAACAUGGGCUUCCUGGGCAAACUCUUCCACAGCAGGGACCUCCCGGUCCUGGCCCACUUCCUCCUCCUCUUCUACACGGAGAAGCCCCUCGACAGACUCAUCCCUCAUUUCCGCACCCUCCUGGCCCAGAAGGACCCCAUCCUCUGCCGCCCUUUCCUCUUCUACCAGAGGAACUCCUUCCAGGCCUCUAACAACAGCUGGAAGGCCUCCGAUGCGCAGAGGAAGAGCCCCCGAGGUCCCCACAACCCCCCGGGAGCCGUUUUCACUGACAUGAAGGUUUUUGAUGUGCAUUUCCCCUGGGAGGCCUACACGCUGGACGAGUCCUUCUUCUGGACCCACGGAGUCAGGGCAGGAAACCACCUGACGGUCAUUCUGAACCAGUCGGCCAACUUGAGACGCGUGCAGGUGCUGACUGGCACCAUCGUGGGGGACCCAUGCCCUGGAGAAGGGGCAGGUGGAGCUGGGCUACAACCCCGAGGGGGUGCCCCAGCACUGCACCAGCUUCGUCCUGCUGGGCCGGCUCUGGGAAGGGCAGCUGGAUCAGGAGAUAUGGCCGAGGAGCAUGGGGUACGAUGUGAGCUGUGUGAGGCUGAUGGUCAACACCGAUCAGAACUUCUGGGCUGGUCCUCCACCGGACACCCCUGGAGGUGGAGGCUGCCCUGCCAGAUCUCGGAAGGAAGGAGACGCCCCAGCCUGCUGCCAGGGCAGGCCCCCAUGUCAUAG